This is a messenger RNA of Daphnia pulicaria, 2392 nucleotides long. RefSeq lists its product as uncharacterized. The transcript has 7 exons. Lineage: Eukaryota; Metazoa; Arthropoda; Branchiopoda; Diplostraca; Daphniidae. Gene Ontology annotation, biological process: SCF-dependent proteasomal ubiquitin-dependent protein catabolic process. Gene Ontology annotation, molecular function: protein binding. Bases 76 to 2181 code for a protein of 701 amino acids. The record is from RefSeq and is a predicted model, not a curated record.
AGCACGUGCCGGAACUUAUUCUCUCUGAUGUGGUUAUUUUCUUUCAGAGAAGAUUCGCUGGUAAAAUCUUAAAUUAUGAGCGAAAAUUGUAGUAUUUUGCUUUUGCCUUCAGAAAUUUUGGUCCUCCUCGUGGAUUUUCUACCAGGGAAAGAUAUUAUAAGUUUUUCUUUGACUUGUAGGCGAUUUUCCGAUGUCUGUCGUAAUUUCCUCAGGUUACUCCGAUUGGAAAAUUGCUGGAAGACUGGAAUUGUAAUAGAAGAUUUCAAAACACAUUUGUCCUUUUGCAUCGAUCCAAUCUUAUUAACAGAAUGUAGAUUGGACAAUUGCUUUUGGCUUCCUGCCAUAUUACUGCAAAACUUUAUCAAAAAGUGUGCAAAUAUUGAAGUACUGAAAAUAUCUGAAACAAAACUGAGCUGUGCAAAUUUAGCGCACAUUUUUGGGAAAUGUAAGAAAAUUUCUGAUCUUUCACUGACUUUAUCUACUGGUGACCUGAAGUUAACUGGCCCUAAACUUGCUUCUAAUGCAAUUCUACGAUCUUGUCUGAAAGAUUGUUGUGAUAAUUUGAAGAAUCUUUUAAAAUUGGAAUUAGUUAUGUUUUGUUCAUCUCUGAAAGAAAUGACAAUUUUUUUAAGUAUCUGUGAUAACUUAAAGGAGCUUGUUUUGAUACCUGUAAAAGAUCAAAACUCAAAUGUUCAUUGUCAGGCAAAUGAGCUAUAUAGUAAAAUAGAAGGGAAUUUCAUCCUGGAUUCUUUGAUAGUAGUCAACCCGGAAGAAGACCGCGGUUUAUAUCGUUUCUCGAGACAACCUCCACACCACAGAUAUCAAGAUUAUAUCGUUUUCAAGAUAGAUAUGUCGAAUUUAAAAAAUCACUGGAACGACGCUUCUCCGUGUCCUGUUGUUAACGACAAAUUUUCCGCCUUGACGUUCAAACAUUUAAAAAUUCCGAAGGGAAUGUUUGAAGUUUGGUGGACUGAAAGAAAUUUACCUAAUCGCGCAAUGGUUUGGGUAGAUGAUGAGUUAGUGGCUGAUGGCUGGUAUGUGAAUGAUCCCCUAGAAAACAUUGAUUUAAAUCACAUUAGAAGCGUGCGAGAACCUCGUCCCAUAUUUAUCCAAAAAGGUUUGAAGGCCCCUCAAGCUAAAAUGAUCUCCUGCUUUUAUUCUAACGAAGGAUUCUCGGAUUUUUGUCAAAAUCAUCCUCAUCUGAAGGUAUUAAAAUUGCAAGCACCACCUGUACACGAUGAAUGGGGUUACGCUCUCUGCGGAGUCAAGAAUCAAGUCGUAAGUGAAAAAUGGAACUCCAACUCCUGGGAAAAUUUAUCUGAACUCGAAGUGCUAUCCAUCGAGCCAUCUCUAUUGAUUAUUGAACAAAAGCCAGCACAAAGACCAGUGAAAAAGCGCAGGUUUGGUGAACCUAAUACAUCUAAAGCUGCCGAGUUGAAUCCGCACAAAGAAUUGCAUUUACUUGAAACAGUUAUCAAGAGCUGUUCUAGAAUCAAAGAGUUGGAAAUUGGUACAUUCAACGAUGUAACAGAUGAAAGAAUUGGCCGUAUUGAUGGGGAAGAUUUGUCCAACAUAUCGCAAUGCAAAUUGCUUAAGAAAUUGACCCUUGCCAACUUUAACAUCACUGAUGGCGUAUUUUUGGAAGAGAUUUUCAAAGAAUGCAUUCACCUUGAAAGCUUAAGGUUAAAGAAUCUUGGAUCACGACUUUUAUGUUGCUUCACGAAAAACCUGUGCGCUGCUCUUCCCAACGCAAGAAAACUGAACACAUUAAGCAUUUUUCAGCGCAACAUGGUACCAUUGGCAAAACUAUUGGACUCUAUUGAGCAAUGCCCUGCUCUCAUUCGUUUGGGAUUAGUUGUACCUUCGGAUGAGGCUCCUUUCAAAUGGACUUCAGAAGUCCUUACUCAUCGCAUGGUUACGCUUUGUGUAAAGCUACAGUAUCUAGUCGCUUUCUUUUGUGUCGUCAAUAUUCCCAAAUCUCACAAGGCUAAGGUGUUAAAACAGAUUUUGCAGGUCGUGACUCCAAAACGACCUAGUUUUUCAGUUGAUAUCCAAGCAUCUCAUCAAUUGAGUUUGGAAUAUGAAUCGAGUACGUUGCCUUUCCUCCACCGUGAAAUUUUAGUUCAUUGUAACAGCCGAGUUUGUGUGGUACCAUACGACUACAAGUCAUCCUUACUCUAACCAUUAUUUUUCUAAAUUUGAUGUGCUACUUAUCAAUGCUUUCCAAAUCCUAAUGUUACAUAUUCUUUCAUAGCUCUACUGUGAUAGAAUAUUCCUUAAAUUUAAAGUUGGAUGAAACGGCAAACUCAGUAGUCCAAUGCAAUGUAUUGUACGAAUGGAUGGAUUACAGUUGACUGAAUGGAUCUACCAAUAGAAUGGGGCCCUUUCUCUU